Cooperia oncophora is the source of this 720-nucleotide messenger RNA. Lineage: Eukaryota; Metazoa; Nematoda; Chromadorea; Rhabditida; Trichostrongylidae. The record is from the annotation of a GenBank genome assembly.
AUGCUAUAUUCAGGAGGGAAUUUGGUGGGACGAUACUACCUUCAACAGUUCCAUUUUCAUUGGGAUGGUAAUGAUCGUUUCGGCAGCGAACAUACUCUUGAUGGAUUACAUUAUCCUUUGGAAGUACAUUUUGUGCACAUUCGAGAGCAUCUCAACGAGUCAACUGCCCCACUUGUACCUGAUGGUAUCGCAGUGAAUCCAAGAGCGAUAACCCGUCUUAUACUCCAGGAAGCAUGCUUCCUAACGACACAACCACGUUUUUCAGAUACACUGGAAGCUGCUCAGCUAAGGCAAGGGACAGGGGGCAGUUCGGACAUAACCCCUUUUAGUUUUCCUAGUUUUGUGCGCCCGGAGAGUGAGCAUUGUACCCCAGGACCACAGGAAGAUCCCUCGUGUCGUCCAGUCAAGGAGAAAACAGGAUCUUUUGGAGGAUCCCUAACGACACCACCUUGCAGUGAAAACGUGCUGUGGACCAUCCUAGUGCAGCCCAAUUACGUCUCUGAUGUACAGCUACGGACUCUCCGACGACAUCUCAGAGAGGAUGGUUCGCUACUGAUUGACAACUGGCGCACUACGCAACCAAUGAACGGGAGAACUCUCUACCUUAAUAAAAAGAAACCGAAGAACGAACCCAGGAAGCCUAUGGAUGUCGCAUUUGAUAUUGCUUACGAGGUUUCACCGAUCAUUAUCUUCUGUCUUCUUAUCGUCGUGAUCAUGUGA